AUAGUUACUUUCUAUGGCAACUUACAGCAGCCACUCUGGCCAGAAUCCUCAAAUUGUUAGUCCGGGCCUGUUUUUCUGUGUAUAUUCAUUUGUGUGUUAUCACCUUUCAGUUAACCUGCAUACUCCAAAACGGACACCAGUUGAACAUUUUACGUCACAGGAGUGAGUUUACCCCGUCCCAGGCUACAAUAACACCAGCCUUUGACUGACAGUGCUAACAAUCAAUGUCAGGUAUGCAACCCAGCCUUCUGUGUCAAAAUCUGAAUAAAGAGCAGCAGCAGUUUUGUUUUCUAGCAAAGUUGAAAUCAUCAGAGAGUGAAGCAGGACUGGGAGAAUAAUGUGGCAUGCAAGGGCCAGAUGAAGAGACGGGAAUAAGAGAAGAAGGAUUCUGUUGGUACAUAGAAUAGAAGCCAAGCCAAUGAAAAUGGUUGUGAGAAAAAAAGCAAUAGCCCAGCAAGAAGAACAGGAAUCACAUCAUGAGGAUGCUGGGUCAGGCAACCAGAAGGUGCUGAAUACAGUGACUGGGCUGGUGCAAUCUGUGCGCAAUAAAAAAGUUUCUGAAAAGGACUCAGGAGACCGCCAUGAAAUAUUGCUGCACAAAGAAAUGGCUUUUCAUCAUGCUGCUAAGAAGAAUGAUGUGCUAGCCAUGACUCGGCUGCUGGAACAAGAAGCCAACAUUAACGCUAAGAAUAAUCUCAACAGGACUGCACUUCACUUUGCUGUAGCGGGAAAUAAUAUUCAGGCCGUAUCCUUUCUGCUGAGCCACAAAGCGCGAGUAGAUAUUGCAGAUAAGCAUGGCCUGACUGUUCUUCAUCUGGCAGCAUGGUCUGCAGAUCUGACUAUCGUGCAAUUGCUAAUUAAAGCAGGGGCCAGCCAAAAGGCUACAAAUCAGGAUGGAAUGAAUGUCUUGCAUUUUGCGGCUCAGAACAAUAAGAAUGACAUUGUGGACUAUCUUAUUAAAGAUCUACAGCUACAGGACUUAAAUAUUCUGGAUAAGAAGAAAAGAAGACCAUUCCAUUUGGCGGCUGAAAAAGGACAUAUCCGCAUGAUUACUAAACUCAUUGAGUUUGAACUAUUUUCUCUGGAAAAAGACACGGAGGGUAACUCGGCCCUUCACUUGGCUGCAAAAAAUGGACAUAGCAAUGUAUUGGAGACUCUUCUGGAAACAUGGCAAGAAACUGAAACAGAUGAGCCAAAUGAGAGUGGGGAGACACCGUUCUAUCUGGCAUCUGAAGGAGGGCACAUCGAUUGUGCAAAAUUAUUACUGAAUAGAGGAAGCAAUAUCAACACUACAACUAAUGAUGGUUAUGGUGCAUUGCACAUAGCAGCACAGAAUGGCUACACCUCCUUUGUCAACUUUCUCUUAAACAAUGGGAUUGAGUCCACCCCCAAGGCAAAUGAAAGAAACAAUCCCUUCCACCUCGCCCUCCUGUAUAAUCACAUGGAUACCAUUGACAUUCUGCUAGAGAGAAAAUACGAUAUUAACGCUACAAACAUGAGGCAACAGACCCCCCUGCAUCUGGCAGCUGAAUACAAGAACACGGAGCUGGUGGAAAAGCUUCUCAUAGCAGGAUGUGAUCUCACAAUUGCUGAUAAGCAAAGAAAAACUUCCCUGGGCACAGCGGCACGGAGCAAUCACAUCCUCAUUGUCGAUAUGAUUAUCAAAGCAGAGAGAUACUACGAAUGGAAAAAGAGAAGUUCUGACAACACUGAGCAGGGUGAACAGGAGGAGAGUGUAACAUUUAAGCAGGACCAUUCAUCCAAAACCAGACUGAUCCGAUCUGCUCUGUGGAACCUGGCAUAUAAGCACCUCAAACUGGACGAAUGGAAAAAGAUGGCUACGGGGUGGAAGUUCACGGAAGCUCAGGUGAAAGCUAUUGAGGAACAGUGGACAGGAAAAGAAAGCUACAAAGAGCAUUGUAACAGGUUGCUGCUGAUCUGGCUCCAUGGGGUUCUAUUGGCCAAGGAAAACCCUAUUAAAACUCUGUAUGAGGUUCUGGUAGAAAUGGGACACAAGCAGACAGCUGAAAACUUCAGAGUAGAAAGCAGCAAUGAGAAUACUACAGAGGCCAAGAAAUGCUGUAUUUCAUAAACAGAAGCCAUCGGAGGAACUCCCCAAAUGUAAUGCACCUCUCAUGAGAUCCACUGCCAGCCAAGGCCGACCUGCCUGGAAUGGCCCAGUGUUUGCAGUACUGACCCACAGUAAUGGAAGAAAGCUUUCAAGAAGUAGUGCAGAAUUAUCAUCAUAAAUCAAUCUUCAUCAGAACUUGCAUUCUGCAAAAAUAGCAGCACUAGAUCUGAAUAUUUUAAAUUUUUGAGCGCACCUUGGGAAAUCAUCAGAACAGAUUUCCACCAACCAGACGCAAUCCAACCACACUAAGGAGGUUAUUUAUUAAACUCCGAAUGCCAAAAACCCUCAAAAUUUGUGUUUUUCUACUAUAAAAUUCGAAUCUUUUCAGAUUUAUUAUACCCCAAAGAUGGAAA
This is a messenger RNA of Xenopus laevis (African clawed frog), 2484 nucleotides long. It is a transcript of the gene ankdd1b.S, whose product is annotated as ankyrin repeat and death domain containing 1B S homeolog. Lineage: Eukaryota; Metazoa; Chordata; Amphibia; Anura; Pipidae. The record is from RefSeq and is a predicted model, not a curated record. Bases 419 to 2092 code for a protein of 557 amino acids. The transcript is spliced from 15 exons.